Caenorhabditis briggsae is the source of this 375-nucleotide messenger RNA. The record is from RefSeq and is a predicted model, not a curated record. The coding region runs from base 1 to 375 and encodes 124 amino acids. NCBI's taxonomy places the organism in Eukaryota, Metazoa, Nematoda, Chromadorea, Rhabditida, Rhabditidae. The transcript is spliced from 3 exons. Gene Ontology annotation, molecular function: protein binding.
AUGCGCUUCCUCCUUCUUCCCACUUUUAUCACCAUUAUCACACUUUUCCAGACAUCUGAACAAGAAGUUCGUCCUGUCACCCUCUUCAUUCGACUAUUUGAUGUAAAAGGAAAGCGAUCGACAAUUCUGGAUGAGGGAUACAAGUAUACUGUGGCUGAAUUGAAAAAUAUGCUUCUCAAGGAGAUGGAUGUGUCUGGGCAUAUUCUCAGAUUGUACUUUGAAGGUCAAGAGCUAUGGAUCCCAGACAGAACCCUAGCCAGUUAUCGUGUCCGUCCCGGAGAUACUGUAGACAUUUAUUUGGAGAACAUCGCUGAGCAAUUGGCUAUCCGAUUUGGUAAUCAGGAUAAGAGUCCCGAUGGUAGAUUGGCUGAAUAA